This is a messenger RNA of Sitodiplosis mosellana (orange wheat blossom midge), 1318 nucleotides long. Its product is annotated as probable enoyl-CoA hydratase, mitochondrial. The record is from RefSeq and is a predicted model, not a curated record. NCBI's taxonomy places the organism in Eukaryota, Metazoa, Arthropoda, Insecta, Diptera, Cecidomyiidae. Gene Ontology annotation, molecular function: enoyl-CoA hydratase activity. The transcript is spliced from 3 exons. Gene Ontology annotation, cellular component: mitochondrion. Gene Ontology annotation, biological process: fatty acid beta-oxidation. The coding region runs from base 209 to 1078 and encodes 289 amino acids.
CAACCAAAGCUUAUCAUCAAAUUGCCGGCUACGCAAUAUAAAAAGAAGGCACGAACCAAUUUCCAUACGAUUUUAGAAGCAACACACAGACGUCAUUUUCAGUUUAUUUGUAACGUUAGUGAGCAACAGAUCUUAGAUCCGCCAAAUCUCCGUAUUACUUCUUUUGAAUCGUUCAAUCUAAUAAAAUCGAAUCACAAAAAACAAGAAAAUGUCGUUCGUCCGUGUGCUAGUUGGAAAUGUGAAAACUUUUGCAAAUCCAAAAUUGAUCAGUACAACUCGCCAUUUUGCCAGUGCCCCUUCGUAUGAGUUUAUUAAGACGACCGUUGUUGGUGAAAAGAACAAUGUUGCAUUGGUAACGCUGAAUCGUCCAAGGGCAUUAAAUGCCCUGUGCAAUGGCCUAAUGAUUGAACUGAACCAAGCACUUCAAACAUAUGAUAAGGAUGAUUCGAUCUUGGCCAUUGUUUUGACUGGCAGUGAAAAAGCAUUCGCUGCCGGUGCUGAUAUUAAGGAGAUGCAACACAACACAUAUGCCAAGAGUAUUCGAUCGAAUUUCUUGUCUGACUGGACCAAUGUGACACGCAUCCAAAAGCCAAUCAUUGCGGCGGUUAAUGGAUAUGCGCUGGGCGGUGGAUGCGAAUUGGCCAUGAUGUGCGACAUUAUUUAUGCCGGUGAUAAGGCGAAAUUUGGACAACCCGAAAUUGCCAUCGGCACGAUUCCAGGUGCUGGCGGUACUCAACGUUUAACUCGUGUCGUUGGCAAAUCAAAAGCCAUGGAAAUUUGCUUGACCGGUAACAUGAUCGAUGCUGUCGAAGCCGAAAAGAGUGGUCUAGUCAGCAAAGUAUUUCCCGCCGAUCAAUUGGUUGACAGCGCCAUUAAAUUGGGAGAGAAAAUCGGCACACAUUCACCAUUGAUUGUUCAACUAUGCAAAGAAGCUGUUAACACUGCAUACGAAACGACACUGCAAGAGGGUCUGAAAUUCGAAAAACGCACCUUCCACGCCACAUUUUCAACGAAAGACAGACUAGAAGGAAUGACCGCCUUUGUUGAGAAACGGGCUCCAAACUUCAAGAGCGAAUAAGACUUUCAGCCCACCCCUGCCGCCCAGUUGUGGAUAUUUUUGAAAUGCCGGAGAUGAAAAAAAAAAUUCAGGUGAACACAACAAUAUGAGAUUCAAGCUCAUUGUGCAAUGAGUUUGGAAAAUUGGUGCAUUUAAAAUAUGUUUUUAUCUUUUGAAAUGUUGAUCAAUGGCGCAAAAUGCCUUUUGAAAUUGUGAAAUAAUAAAAAAAAAACAGAAUCAACUCUUUUUUUAAUCAUAUAA